GGUCACACUGCAUUCUACUCUUCAAAAAAUAUUUACGAGAUAAAAACGCUUAGAAUUCGGCGUUUUCGACGGUAGUUUUUUGACUGACGCAGGUAAUUCCGAACAGGAAUGACAUAGAGAUCAAGUGGAAGAGAUUGAGACCAGCGGAAACCGGCGGAAACCCAAGCCGUGUGCCAUUUCCCACCCAGCAGCACGCAUUUUGCAGCAGGAUGCAGGAUGCCACAGUUCCGGACCCGGAACCCACCAGCACCGACGGCAGUUGCUCCGUUGAAAAAGCCAAUCGCGGGGAACCGGUACAGAAUCAUGUAGGGGCCGAGCGGGAGGCGGAAGCCAACGAUGCCAAUUGCACCAUAUGUGGUGCCGCGAAGGCCUCGGCUCUCUUGGAUCUGCGCUCCAACCAUGUGAUGCAACGUCGCCUGAGUCGCGACUGGAAGAUCCACGCCGAUGUAAUCCGAUCCACUUUAAAGGCCAUUUGCGUGGAGUGCGUGUGCAAGCUGAACAUGCACUCGGAGGUCACUCGAUCCCUGAUGCAGCGUAUGCAACUGCUGCAGCGUUCCGGAGGAGAAACCACCAAGGUGACAACCACCACUACUUCGCCCAGCCAGCACAGUCCACCCAUUGCCGAUGCGGAAGUGUCCACCACCCUGAUAGAGAGUCAGGAGGAGGUGGCGCACAGCGGGCAGAGCGUUCGCAGCUCGCCUUCCUCCUGCUCCGUGCUGGAAGUAUACCUCGCCCAGCAACCCUACUCUCCAUCGGCUAAGGAUACGGAAGAGAAGCAAGCGGAGGGCUGGAAAUGGCGAACGCGGCUGGAGUGCCAUGAAUGUGGUCGAGCCUAUUUUCGGCGAGACUACUACGCCCUGCACUUGAGGCGCUGCUCCAAGACACGCAGAAAGCAGCCACGUCCUUCGCGCGCCAAAUGUCGUGUGCUCAAUGAGGCUAGCUACGAUGGAGAAUCGCUAUCCAGAGUUACCCGUUCCGCGCGCAUAUACUACUGUCGGCAUUGUGAUGCAGAAUUCGAAACCAUGAUCAUGAAGCGGCAGCAUGAGCGGUUGAAGCAUCAGCAGCGAUAUCCUUGUGACUUGUGCGAUGCUCAGUUGGACACGAAGUACGAGUGGGAAAUGCAUCACACCAUCUGCCAGGCCAAGCAAGAGGCCUUAGCAAACCUGGAGCGGGAGGAUUCAGGGCAAACCAUUCAGUUCUCCCGGGUGCCAAGGGCAUGCUCCACGCGCUCUCGCUCACGGGCUUGCUCCGAAGCCUGGGAAAGGUACGACGUGGAUGAGGACUAUGACGAUGAAGAGAAUGAAAGCGAUGGCGAUGAACUUGAAGAGGGCGAUGACGAGCAGGAGGAUGCCAUGUACGCACGACGUAUGAACUUUACUGGUGACUGGAUCGUUAACCACAGUCGCAGCAAUAGCAAUAGCGCUGGUAAUCUCUCCCUUCUGUACGGAGACUACGGGAUGGUGGAAACGCAUAUGACCACCGACAAAGAGUAUGAUCUUUACCUACUUGACCUGCUUAAGACGCAGGUGCGACUGAAAGCAUUCACUUGUUUUACGCCGGGCUGUGGCUACCAGACGGACACCCUAGUAGCUCUAAUGAAGCACGAUUACAUGGAGCACUGGAAGAUGAGCUGGUUCUACUGUCACAAGUGCGGCGAUGUCUUCACCAGCAAAGUCUUCCUAGACUACCAUAUGCAUCUCCAGAACCGCGGCCUCUACAUUUGCCAUAAGUGCCGGGAUGAGUUUGAAUUGCAGCACCAGUUGGACCGCCACUUCCAGCUGCACAAGAAAGGGAUCAACUAUCACUGCAACUUCUGCCGAUUGGAGUUCCUUAGCGAGGCCAAGCUGCUGGCCCAUUGCAAACAGCGGGGGCACAGUCCCAACGAUGAGCCCCUCAUCAGCAUUGAUCGUUCCCUCUCGAUUGUCAACUGCCAUGGGCCCCGGUCAGCGGACUGUCCUCGAAUUGUUAAGACGUACGAAGAGCGUGAGUUCUAUAUUCCGCGAAUGCCGAUGCCCUCCACGCAGCCCAUGCACUUGCCCCAACAUAAGCCAUUUCGUUUUGCCAUCGGAAUUUGCGAUUUUGAGGAGCGAAAUCCAAACUGCGUUGGAUGUCACUGAUUACGAACUUGUUGUGAGCUCCGUUCUUCGUCUGCAAUAUAUACGAAUAGGUCAUGCUACCCGUUACUAUUGGAGUUUAAUGUGUUUAUAAGCACACUCUUUAUCCGAGCAACGAGGCGUUCGACUAUCGCGUUCUCCUUGGAUUAUCUAGCACCAA
Molecule: messenger RNA, 2274 nt
Organism: Drosophila teissieri
Lineage: Eukaryota; Metazoa; Arthropoda; Insecta; Diptera; Drosophilidae
Product: zinc finger protein 33A
Exons: 5
Coding region: 210-2117 (635 amino acids)
Biological process (GO): regulation of DNA-templated transcription
Molecular function (GO): RNA polymerase II cis-regulatory region sequence-specific DNA binding; DNA-binding transcription factor activity, RNA polymerase II-specific
Source: RefSeq, a predicted model, not a curated record